This is a messenger RNA of Aplosporella prunicola CBS 121167, 1023 nucleotides long. RefSeq lists its product as uncharacterized. The transcript has a single exon. The coding region runs from base 173 to 877 and encodes 234 amino acids. NCBI's taxonomy places the organism in Eukaryota, Fungi, Ascomycota, Dothideomycetes, Botryosphaeriales, Aplosporellaceae. The record is from RefSeq and is a predicted model, not a curated record.
GCUGGCCAGCCGCAGCAGCAGGGGCCUCUUCGUGGCCUGGGCUCUGGCCGCUCACGUACCGUACCUAUCGUAUCGAGCAGCGACUCCACUCCACUCUCGCCUGUCUGUUUGUCCCGCACGACGCAAUACAGUCAAUUCGCAAUACGCAAUAUUGCUAUUGCGCGCGGUAUAGAUGGGGUGGAGUAUAGCUGGGCGCUGGUAUUGUAUGGGUAUGGGUAUGGGUGUGCAAUGCAAUAGAUGGGCUGGUGCGCGGUACGAUGCGAGGACUGUUGUGUGUGUGCAUACUGCAUGCCUAUACCCGGCCGUGCGCACAUAUAAAUGCUCUGGCUGUUCGUGGUGGCAGCGAGCUCUCGAUAGGAGGGUGCUCGGGGCUUGCAAUACCGCGCAAUGCAAUGCGAGGCGAUACGGGCGGACGAGCGGCGGACGAAAGCGUUGGCGACGUGCGCACGCGAGCGAAAGUGCAAGUGCAGCCAACUCGCGUGCGUACGGACGAGUACAAAGUUGCGGUCGCGUCGCGACGGCACCCCCACGAUGGAUGUCUCCUGAAGAAGCUACCUACCUACCUACGACGAUGACAUGGCUACGUAUGCAUGUACCUAUAUUCUCACUGGCGACAGGCUGGCUGGCUGGGUGCUUGCGAUUCCUGCCGGCAGGAAAUGGAUGGAUGGAUGAAGAAACAGACGAAAGGACCAAUGUACAUGCACAUGCGCAUGCACGACACACCUGUUGCGAGCUUGCGUGCUUGCGCGUCACGUCAGGGCCAUCUACAAUGACUGACAUGACUGACGUGCAUGACGAGGCUGCGGCCGUUGCAAAGCGAGACGAAGCGGCGCGCAACGAUGAAGUGACUGCCCGCGCCCGAGCUACUACCGCCUAGGUACGUGCGUAAGGAUGUAGCUCGCCAGCGGAUGCGUUUGUCUGCCUUGUCUGUCUCUGUCUCUGUCUCUGUCUAUCUGUAUGUAUGUUGCACGGCAGCGAAUGUGCGGGGGAUGGCAUGGCAUUGUCAUGUCAUGUUGAGUGAGC